Bradysia coprophila is the source of this 3364-nucleotide messenger RNA. Its product is annotated as mitochondrial nicotinamide adenine dinucleotide transporter SLC25A51. The record is from RefSeq and is a predicted model, not a curated record. Gene Ontology annotation, molecular function: NAD transmembrane transporter activity. NCBI's taxonomy places the organism in Eukaryota, Metazoa, Arthropoda, Insecta, Diptera, Sciaridae. Gene Ontology annotation, cellular component: mitochondrion.
GUUGACUCAAAAUGUGUUUGUCGUUAACAGAAUUAUAUAAUAUUUAGUGUCAUCUCACAUAAAAAUAGUUACAUUUACGAUUGAUUAUCUUCUUUGGUGGUGAUAACAAGAAAACGAUGAUUGCGUAGAAGAGGUUCUGUCAGAGACGAUUUUAGAAAAAAUGGGGGAAUGAUCUAGGCGAACGAUUCGUUUAGACACAAAACAAAGAAGAUAAAUUCUUUUACAACACAGACAAUGUCCAACGAUGACAAUACCAAAUCUGGAUGUGGAAAAUAUGCGGUUUUUCUACAGAAACCUUUUCUGCUGGUUGAUCAAUCGGAAUUCAUAUGCGGUUGGGGUGCAGCGUUUAUCAACAUCACUGUCACUUAUCCCAUUUACAAAAUCAUUUUUCGGCAGAUGCUGCACGGAGUUCAGGCUAGUUCGGCGUUUCAUCAGCUGCGCAGGGAAGGAAUAACAUUUUUGUAUCGUGGAAUCUUUCCUCCGUUAGCACAGAAGACCCUUUCACUGGCAUUAAUGUUUGGUGUCUACGAUGGAACUCGACGACCCCUGGUCGAAAUCGGUUUCAAUCCAUAUGUAGCGAAAAUAAUAGCUGGUGUAGCGGCUGGAACAGUUGAAGCGGCACUGAUGCCCUUCGAACGUGUCCAAACAUUACUCGCUGAUUCAACAUACCAUUCGCUGUUCAAGAACACCGCACAAUCAUUUCGGUAUGUGUGGUCGAAUCACGGUUUCACGGAACUGUAUCGCGGUUUGACACCAAUUUUACUGAGAAAUGGCCCAUCAAAUGCAAUGUUCUUUGUGCUGAGGGAAGAAGCAGCCAGUCGGCUGCCGCAAUAUUCUGAUCCAAUGGCACAAACCGCUCAGGAAUUCAUGUCUGGCGCUAUAAUCGGUGCGGUAACCAGUUCCAUAUUUUAUCCGUUUAACGUUGUCAAAGUGUCCAUGCAAAGUACGAUGGGCACGUCGAGAAUAAGUAUGUGGACGGCAUUUAUGAAUGUGUACAGAGAGCGCGGAUCAAAAGUAGCUAAUGUCUAUAAGGGGUGUACGGUGAAUUGUUCGAGGGCAUUUAUCAGUUGGGGUAUUAUGAACACCGCAUACGAACAUAUGAAGAAACUUUUGUACAAUUUCCAACAUGUGCGUUGAUCGAUUGGGCGGAAGAGGAAGAGGUUUGGGUGAUGGAUUCACGCAUUCAUUAUAAAUCCUAUUUUUAGAUGGAAUUUUUCCUUCAAAUUUUUUCUCGUUGUUAGUCAAAUUAUUUAUUUGUUUAAAAAAAAAUAAAUUUUGUCGUUGGUUGGUAAAUGGAAUCGAAAACCGAAUCGGAAUCGCUCGGAUAAUUAUCGUGGCAACAAAAUAAUAUUCAAGUGAAAUUGAACCUCGCGUGCAGUGUACCUUAUUGUGGACAUCCUUUAUGAAUUACUCAAUCAGACCACUUCACGGAUACCGUCGGACAUAGGAAUGCGAAGACUGAUGUUUCGCUCUUAUUUGUCGAGUGAUUUCAACAGGGAGACAUUUUAUUCCAUGAAAUGUAUGAAACGAGUGGUUUUUAUACUACUUUGAAUGGUUAAAGCGGUGCUUUACACGUCCUUGACAUUGCAAUUUUUAGUUCAAGUAAUUGAAAGUCUGACCGGACUGACUAUCAAAAAGCCGUUCAGGGUCAAACCUGAAGCCUGAUUUUGAUGACAUUUUGCUGUUUCGCUUGAUACGACAGAGUGAAGUCUCCAAACAUUGAUUUUGUUUUCAUUAAUGUCAUUGCCGGUACCACGUAACUUUGAAUAUAUCACUGUCAAGGUUGUGGACAAACAUUUCCAUUGUGUAUCAAUACAAGGGACUAUUUUUGGAAAAAUUUGGAAAAACAUAGGGAAAUUCGGGAAAAUGUAGAUAAAUUUAGGAAAAUGUUUUACCAAAAAUAGUCCCUGAUUCAAUACGGUAAUUACAUGUGGCAUCUACCAACCCGUCUCGAUUCUUGCACAAACUUUUGGCUACGUCGCCGAACUAUCGCUCUGACUGUAUAUGAAAGUAGAGUUCAACAUUUCUAUUAAACAACUUGCCUGUAUUCCCAUGAAAUUUUAUUAACAAAGUGAUUCGUAGGGUAAGAGAUCUAAAUACGAGCCCAAUUAUAAGCCUAGUAACAAAAGAUGACGUCAUUAUAACCAUUAAAAAUAUUGUUUAAAUUACGAGCCUCCUUUUAACAAAAGGAUAUGUAAGCUGGUAAAACAAUAGGCACUGCCCGUAUUUGGAUGUUUAACCCUAUUUGUAUCGAACGCACGAAUUCAGCGAGGUUAAAUUUUUGAAUGCUGAAUUCCCAAAGGAAAAAAGCGCUAACCGUUACGCAAUAUCCGCAAUAUAAUUAAGUAAAAUUUAUGUCCGAUAAAAGUUUUCAAAUCACGCAAUAUUUUCCUACGCAUGCCAAAUAGUCAAAUUCUAUAUUUUAAGAUAGGCUUUUCAAACGAUACCAAACCGGAUAAUAUUCUUGUUCCCAGAAAAUGCAGCUAUGUAAACCAAACCAGUUUUUCGCAUUUUCUGGCCGCAAGACAACAAAGCACUGUACUGCCUCACAGGGACAUUUCUUGCUGAGGCGUGAAGGGUAUAUUCCUUCUCGCACGCCUCAACAAAAAAAUUCUCAGAGAAACAGUAAUAGAGACAUUUUACUAUAUAGCACUUCGAAGAACUGUGAACUUCUAUAACCUUUAGUUUAUUUACAAGACAAACAACUUUGACGAAAAAUAUAUAUUUUUGUCAAGUUAGAUUUUUUUUAUGAGUGGCACCUCGCAAUAUAGAAGUGCUAUAUAGAAUGAAAAUGCUGGGCUGGAUGGAAGUUGCAAAGCUCUGAAAAGCUCUUUCAUUAGCAUUGCAGAUUCUUAUUGUUUUUUCAGCUGUCGCACUCUUGUUCUUUUUGCAAAAUUGUUAUGAAUUUUCCACUUUAUUUCAAUUUCUCAAAUUUCCGGAAUAUAUAAAAAUUUAACAGUUUAUAGCAGUCCCAGUGUAUAGACAAGCAGAAAAUGGGAAGUGUUCCAUGUUUGAAAUGCCUUUUUUUUUUUAAAUUUCCAUUUUUCUUUACAAAAAAAUGUCUCUAGAAUCCUAAUAGCCAGCCAAACACGAAAAUCAAAUUUGAAUAAAUAAUUUUAGUCGAAUCUUUAGAACGGAAUGGUGUAAAUAUUUUUUAUUUUGUGAUUUGUUAUUGUAUUUGUCAUUGUUAAUUAUUAUGUAAUCUACACGUGCGGGUGAUCUUGCAUCAUCCGAUGGAUAUUUUUAUUUAAUUUAUUUUUACGAAGAAAAAAAAUGUACAAACUACCUAGAUGCUGUGUAAAGUCUGUAAAAAAAAUAAUUUGUGUUAAAUUGAAAAAAUAAAAUUCAAAGAACAAUCUGACCC